This is a messenger RNA of Lathyrus sativus (Indian pea), 492 nucleotides long. NCBI's taxonomy places the organism in Eukaryota, Viridiplantae, Streptophyta, Magnoliopsida, Fabales, Fabaceae. The record is from the annotation of a GenBank genome assembly.
AUGUAUACUGAUGAUGCAUUGCAGGGCUUCCGCGUGGGUGAGACACCAGAAUUUAUGAUGUUGUGUGCAUAUCACCAAGGAAUCAUAUGGUUUUCACUCCUUUGUUGGCUUCAACGUGUGUUGGUACACUUGAAUUCAGGUCUGUUACCGAGCCUAUUGGUAGUAUACAGGAUGCACUUUCAAAGAAUCCCAAUUCACACUUCUUUCAAGCUUCCUGCACAAUUUAAAGUUGCGCAUGACAAGCUUGUAAUUGCAUCUGGAGCUGAGCCUUCAACUUUUGGUAUCAAGGGAGUUAAGGAACAUGCAUUUUUCCGUGAAGUAAAUCAAGCUCAAGAAAUAAGGAAGAGACUUCUUCUUAACCUGAUGCUUUCUGAAAAUCCAGGCAUAUCAGAAGAAGAAAAGAAACGUCUUCUGUACUGUGUGGUUAUUGGAGGUGUAGAAGAUUGGCUGUUGACGGCGGUUAGGUUUGGUUUAUUGGUCUUCUUCGAGUAG